AUGGCGAAAAUAAAUCCGAAUCCCAGAGCAACAAGACGCGGUGUGGCCGACUACGUGAGACCUGGUACUCGGAUCGCUCGUCCUUCUCACCACACGCCAACCAUAGAGCGAAAUACUAGAGAUACCAACCACACUGAGUCAGACGCGACAGUCCCCCAACAAUGCAUUCGGGUGGAGGUUAUUGCAGAGAAACCCUCGACGCGCCCACUGCCGCGAACGUUCGAAACGAUGCUGGCGUUCUACGGGAUCCUCUUCAUGUCCACGUUGGCGUCAGUAGUGACCAGGGACACAUACCUGAAAAUUGCUUCCUACAUGUGCAGCCUGACCAGCACCGAGAUGAAUACCCGCUACUGGUUCCGAACAUUCACCAGGCGCAACAAGCAUCUCUUUGACGAUACUAUGGAAACCCUCAAGAAGUUACCCUCAAUGGUCCAGCCAGUUGAUAUCUAUGGGAUGGACAGUACGUGGUUUUCGGAUGACGGACACGUUGACCUCCACACUGCACCUGUGACGACAAAGAUGGAAUGGCUGAAAACUUUCCUCAAAGAUACCGAUAAUGGUGGCGUUUUAAGAAUGCUUGUGGUGCCAUACCAUGAAGGGCUGGAGGAGUUUGUUGCCGCGUGCCUGGUCAACUAUGUGCUGGUAUCUCACGAGAGUACCACAUACGUCUUAGGGGACGACACAGAUAUCCAUGACUCAAUCUCUGUUGGGGUGCCUGAACCCGAGGUCAUUGGAGUCGAUGCUGUCGACCCUAACUCGCAAAGACUGGACUCACCCGCUCCGGCAGAAGGAAGUGACAACGCAGAUGCCUGUGGCUCCACCGACACAGAUACCCGAGAUGACUCCAGCAACGAUAAUAAGCAGCACCCAGGAGAUAUCCCCGAGACUGCUGAUACUGAAGAUACUAUUACGGAGCCCCCUUCUAGCCAGCUCGUGAUAGUGAGCCGAAAGUCUACAGAGGAGGAAGAAGGGGUCACUGUUUGCACGGAAUUCUCCGAUAAGGCUCUCUCUUACCCCUCUGGAGAUGUUCUGAAGCUGCUGGAACACACGCUGGAAGAGAGAACCAAGCUGAUUAUGAAAGUCAUCACCAUGGAGAAGGAGCUAAGAGCUGCUCGGGGCGGCUGA
Yarrowia lipolytica CLIB122 is the source of this 1125-nucleotide messenger RNA. RefSeq lists its product as uncharacterized. The record is from RefSeq and is a predicted model, not a curated record. NCBI's taxonomy places the organism in Eukaryota, Fungi, Ascomycota, Dipodascomycetes, Dipodascales.